Arachis stenosperma is the source of this 1866-nucleotide messenger RNA. RefSeq lists its product as uncharacterized. The transcript is spliced from 6 exons. Bases 206 to 1696 code for a protein of 496 amino acids. NCBI's taxonomy places the organism in Eukaryota, Viridiplantae, Streptophyta, Magnoliopsida, Fabales, Fabaceae. The record is from RefSeq and is a predicted model, not a curated record. Gene Ontology annotation, molecular function: metal ion binding.
CGAUUUUAUUAACUUUGUUUAUUAGUUUAUCGACAGAAUCACUCAUAGGGAGAAUAAGUUCUGGUUCAUGUGCGAAUAAAGGGCUAUGAAGAGAAUAAAGAAGUAGUUUUGAAAGUAAUUAGCUUCUAUCAAUUCAUAUUUUCAUCGAUCUUCAUCACUUCUCUCUGGAUUCCGCACGCUGAUUGAUCAAUCAAGAAGGAGCAGAAUGAGUAGUCAAGAGCUGCCAAAGAAAAGAGUGGCAUUUGUGCUGAUAGAUGGGCUGGGGGAUGUGUCGCUGCCGAGGCUUGGAUACAAGACUCCUCUUCAAGCAGCGAAACUGCCUAACUUGGACGCCAUUGCGUCAGCUGGAAUCAAUGGACUAAUGGACCCUGUUGAGGUUGGCUUGGCUUGUGGAAGUGACACUGCACAUCUUUCCUUGUUGGGUUACGAUCCUAGAGUUUAUUACCGUGGUCGAGGUGCAUUUGAGUCCAUGGGGGCUGGAUUGGCCAUGUCACCUGGUGAUAUUGCUUUUAAGUCAAAUUUUGCAACACUUGAUGAGAAAACUGGAAUAGUCACCAGUAGGAGGGCUGACAGGCACUUCGAAGAAGAAGGCCCCAUACUUUGUGCUGCCCUUGACGGAAUGAAGCUGCCAUCUUUCCCUCAAUAUGAAGUUAGAGUCAGGUAUGCAACAGAACAUAGAUGUGGAGUGGUUGUCAAAGGACCAAAUUUGAGUGGAAAUAUUUCAGGAACAGACCCAUUAAAGGACAACCGCCUACUUUUGAAAGCCGAAGCUUUAGACGAUUCUGAUGAAGCAAGAAACACAGCUGAUGUCGUUAAUGAAUUGUCCAAGGAAAUAACAAAAAUAUUGGUUUCUCAUCCUGUGAAUGUUAAACGUGCCACAGAAGGGAAGAACAUAGCAAAUGUAGUCCUUUUAAGAGGUUGUGGCAUUCGAAUUGAGGUUCCUCCAUUUAUAAACAAACAUGAUUUAUGGCCUUGCAUGGUUGCUCCCACAAAAAUAAUUGCUGGCCUGGGUUUAUCACUUGGUAUUGAUAUUCUAGAAGCUCCAGGAGCCACCGGAGAUUAUCGAACUUUACUAACUUCAAAAUCAUCAGCAAUAGCUAAGGCUCUCUCAGCUCCUUUGCAAUCUUGCCCCCGAGUUUUUGUACCUGGAGAGGAUGAGCACAAAGAAGGCCGGUCGGAUGGCUAUGACUUUGGAUUUCUUCAUAUCAAGGCAAUAGAUGAUGCAGGCCAUGACAAAGCUAGCAUUCUCAAAGUCAAAGGAUUAGAAGCUGUAGACACUGCAGUAGGGCAGUUGGCAAGGCUUUUGUGGGAAGCAGAAUCAUCAGGAAAAUUUCAGUUUUACCUUUGUGUCACAGGUGAUCACUCUACUCCAGUAGAGUAUGGAGAUCACAGCUUUGAACCGGUUCCAUUCACGAUGUGUCGGUUGAGAGACUUCGUUGGUGCGAUUGGCGAGUCCACCAUUCAAACCACUUCUCUAGACCCUUUUCCUAUUCCCAGUGUUGUGCCUGGUGAGGACUUGACCAAUGAUUUGGAACAAGAAGAGAGAAAAGAGAAAUGUUCCGAGUCUUAUGGCGGCGAUUCAGUUUAUGAGCUGAAUGAAUUGGCAGCUGCAAGGGGAUGUUUGGGACGUUUUCCUGGAAGUGAAAUGAUGGGAAUUAUAAAGAAAUUCAUCAGCAUAGAUGUGGUAACUGCAUAACUAUGAAAUUAAGAGUGUUGUGGCAGUUAAUAUUGUUCUAAUAGUCCCAAGACUUUUCAUCUUUUUUUUGUUACCUAAAAAGCAAGUGCUUUCAGUGUACAACUCAUCAAAUUUUUAACACUACUACUAUUAAUAGAAUUGUGUAUCAAUGUUGUUUUCCUUUCUGGAGA